GGGAGAAGGGAGGUAUAUAAGCCACCUGUUGUGUCUUCUUGACAUCACAAACGACACUCGCCUCCUCCUCCAUCAUGGCUUCUAAGGUACUGUUCCUCGCUGCCCUUGUGGCCGCCGCCGUGGCCAGACCAGAGUCUCCACCAAGCCUGGGGUAUAGUCAACCUGCCCCCAUCGUGUACGAGCCGGUGGGUCCCGCUCAGUACGACUUCAACUACGCUGUGAAGGACGAUUACGCUGGCAACGACUUCGGCCACCAGGAGACCCGGGACGGCUACAACACCCAGGGCUCUUACUACGUGCAACUUCCCGACGGUCGCUUACAGACAGUGACCUACUACGUUGAUGGUGACUCCGGCUACGUAGCUAAGGUCGACUUCCAAGGCGAGGCACAGUACCCAGCUUACCAACCCGCCCCCAGCUACCAACCCGCACCACAACCCCAACCCAUAUAUGGAUAAUUUAACGAACAAAUAUCAAUAGCUUUAGGCUGAAACAUAACUCUAUGAUUUAUGAUAGUACUCCUGUUAUGACGUUUUAAAUGAAAAAAAUAAUAAAACUUUCAGUUAA
Molecule: messenger RNA, 567 nt
Organism: Homarus americanus (American lobster)
Lineage: Eukaryota; Metazoa; Arthropoda; Malacostraca; Decapoda; Nephropidae
Product: cuticle protein 8-like
Exons: 3
Coding region: 75-458 (127 amino acids)
Cellular component (GO): extracellular matrix
Source: RefSeq, a predicted model, not a curated record